This is a messenger RNA of Meleagris gallopavo (turkey), 1387 nucleotides long. The record is from RefSeq and is a predicted model, not a curated record. Lineage: Eukaryota; Metazoa; Chordata; Aves; Galliformes; Phasianidae.
GGAGUUCCUUGCAUACCUGAAGCCUUCUGAAGGAAAUAACAGGAGAUCGGGAUCGAUCACGGCUAGAUUCAAUGGUGCUGUUAAUUAUGAAACUGGACCAGCUGGAUCAGGAUAUUGAAAAUGCUCUCAGUGCAGGUUCUUCUCCAUCCAGCACUCCAACAUACAAACGGAGGCAUAUACCUGAUGGUGAAUCUGGUUCUGAAAGUGGAGCAGAUGUAAGACAUUCUCAAACAAGCUUGUCUUCUAGCAUCCAUACUCCUGAUCAAACGUCAUUCUGCUCAGCAGCCACUUCUGGAGCUAAACCAAAGGCUGGGGUCCUGAGAAGAGAGAAGACACUCUCUGAGGUAUUAAACAUCACUUUUUAAAUUUGGGCGUCUCUGUGGAUAUUUGGGAAACUCUUAUCUCCUGGCUUUGCAGAGGUGUGCAUUAUUUUCUAUGAAGUUGGACAGUAUGUGUUAAUUUUCUUUAAAUAUAUAUAUUUUUUUUCCACUGUGCUGAAUAUGUUAUGCUAAACAUAUACAGGACAGUUAUUUUAUGAUAUAUAUUUUAAUGUAUGUGAUUGUAAAUAAAUGUUUAUUUUCUACUUUGUAGAGUUACUCUCUAAAUAUUGUGUGGGUUGUAGAGCUACAAUUCAGAGUCCUGUUUCGUUAACAUUUAUGAUAAGUGAAUCUAAACUUUCUCCAAGCAACUUCCUUUCCUAAAGUUUUACUUGCUGCAGUUUACCAUAGUGGGAUUUGGGGAUGGAAUUUAUUUACCAAGUGUAUUCAGAAAAAGACUGUAUUCUCAUUUUUACCACAACAAAGUUGAGUGUAAAAAUUUAUAUCAUUUUUACUUGAGUGUAGCUCUCCUGAAAACUGAGUAAAGACUGAGUUCAGAUAUCUUCUAUUCCUUUUGGAUUUUUUGUCUCUGUACCCUACAGAUCCACAAACUGAGUGCUAGUAUGUGUUGUAGAUCAAAGUCUGCAAAAACAUCAGCUGCCUCCCUACCUGCAAGCUAUGUUUGAAAGCAUAUUUUUCUUUUGAAUGCACUAGGUGAAAACAAAUCUCAGUCCUUAAUCUUGGGCAUUACUAUUGCUGUUGCUCAUCUGGUCCGUGCAGCUAGACAGCCUGCUGUUUGGUGCUAGACUGCCAUCUCAUGCUGAUAGAAAAGGGGCUCUCAUACUCUUAAGGUCUUGUUUAGCAUUGGACUCUAAUCGGGAUGGUAUUUCAAAAAGGGUAAAUAGCAUUGCUGGAGAACACUCCCCAGAAAAGAUGUCAGGAUUACCUCUGAUAUCUGUUGAUUUUUCAUGUAGAGAUCACCCAUGAAAAUCCUCAGAUGUGGUGUUCUCUCUGUAAGGGAGACUCUUUUCAUAAUUCUUCUUUUUUAUUGGAGUAGCUGGUGUAGUAAU